Messenger RNA from Drosophila takahashii, 1920 nucleotides. RefSeq names its product transmembrane protein 104 homolog. The record is from RefSeq and is a predicted model, not a curated record. NCBI's taxonomy places the organism in Eukaryota, Metazoa, Arthropoda, Insecta, Diptera, Drosophilidae.
GUUGCACUAUCGUAUCGUUAUUAUUAUUGUUUUCUUUUUUUGUUGAACAUUUGAUAGGAUUGGACUAGAUUGGAUAGAAGACUGCUAGAGAGACAAAGAACCAGCAUAAAGAUGCCUCGCCUAGUCAAUGGCCGCGAGGCCGCACCCACAUACUCGAAUCUGGUUGGUUUUAUAUUCAUCUUUAAUCUUAUCGUUGGAACUGGAGCACUGACCCUACCAGGAGUUUUUGCCCGGGCAGGAUGGAUGCUUUCCCUCAUCGUCAUUGUGCUGCUGGCCAUCGUCAGUUACAUGACGGUUACCUUCAUCAUCGAGGCGAUGGCCUGUGCAAAUGCCAUUCGGAAUUGGCAAACCCUGCAGGCCCUGCGCCAAAGUCGAAGUUCCGCUGAGAACAGUGAGAAUGACGAUAAUGCAGAUGAGGUUUCCCUGGCCUCGGGAGCCGAUCAAGUGGGCGAUUUCGAGCGGGUUCCGUUGACCAUCCAAAAUCGGGAGUUCCACUACUACCAGCUCUCCCACAAAUUCGAGCUGGGCGAAAUGGCGGCGCUGUUCUUCAACGAAUUCGGACGCAUUAUGUUCUAUCUCUGUUUGAUAGUCUAUCUAUACGGCGAUCUGAGCAUAUAUUCUGCAGCCGUGGCAAGAAGUCUGCGUGACGUAGUGUGUGAUCAAACCAAUGGAACGGACGCCAAUAACUUGAUGUAUUGGCCGGGAGACUUUGAAAAUAACACAUCACGAGCUUGCUGGAAGCAACACACUAUAUCCCGCCUCAGCAUGUACAGAGUGUUUUUAAUUGGAUUCACCCUGAUCUUUGGUCCAUUUGCCUAUUUUAAUGUACAGAAAACGAAGUACUUGCAGAUGCUCACAGCGGUCUUUCGAUGGAUGGCUUUUACCCUCAUGAUCUGCAUAUCGCUGAAACUUUUGAUCACCAGGGGAGCCAAGGGUCACCCGGAGACCUUUAACGUGUACGGUAUUCCCUCGCUAUUUGGCGCCUGUGUGUACUCCUUUAUGUGCCACCAUUCACUGCCCAGUUUGCUGGCGCCGCUCAAGCACAAGUCGAUGGUUUCGAAAAUCCUCUCAUUCGACUAUAUAAUCAUUUGUGCUUUUUACAUUUUACUAGCCAUGACAGGUAUUUUUGCCUUUGAACGAAUCGAAGACCUUUACACACUGGAUUUUCUGCCCUACGAUGUGGCCUACAUAGACUUUUGGUCAGGCCUGUUAAUUUGCAUUGACUACUUUCUGGCACUUUUUCCCAUCUUUACGCUGUCCACCAGUUUUCCCAUUGUGGCCAUAACUCUCAAGAACAAUCUGCAAUCCCUUUUCCUGGACAUGUCGCAGUAUGAAUCGUAUGGCAUUCUUGUGCGACUGUGCUUUCCACUUCUCGCUAUAAUUCCGCCGUUUUGUAUCACCUAUUUUACGGAGAGUUUGUCCAGUUUGGUGGCCUUUACUGGCACCUAUGCAGGCACUGGCAUCCAAUACAUAAUCCCCGUGUUUCUUGUUUACUUUGCGAGGCGCACUUGCUCAGAACUCCUGGGCAGCGGCGUAGUCAAUCGUUUUCAGAGUCCUUUCAAGUCCAGUGCCUGGCUGGUUUUCGUUUUUAUUUGGUCCAUUCUAUGCGUCUGCUUGGUAUCCAUCAAUUUGUUUAGUUAGGUUAAACUAUCUGCAAAAAUGUAGAUUAUUUAAUGGCAAAGAGUUUAUUACCGGAUAAUAAAGUACCUUGUCGAAUAUUUUUACAGAAAGUUUAACAACCUGACUUUGCAGCUGUUUAUAUUUUAAGAAUGAAUUUAUAUAAAAUAAGUGAAUAGCCAUGUAAGUCAGUAUUGAAAUCGGCUGUGAAAAACAAAUUUUAAAUAAACCUUUCGUAUAAGGUCUGGAUUGUUAAAUUCCUCAUAUGAAAACUUAGAUUUAUAAAAUUGGCAACUGUAACCG